AGGCUGUAUAUAUGGGGCUGGGGCUUUGGGGCUGGGACAGUGGGGACAGGACAAUGGCUUCACCUGCAGCUACGUGCGUCCUGGCCUGGGCCCUGGCACUGCUCUGCGAGGAGACCCAGGGUGCGGACACUGCCCCCUGCGUCUUCCCCUUCACCUACAAGGGCAAGGUCUACACGGCCUGCACGACCGAGGACAGCAGCCGGCCCUGGUGUGCCACCACGGCCAACUACGACCAGGACAAGGCCUACAGGUUCUGCUCUGAGGAGGCCUAUGGCGGGAACGCGGGCGGCCAGCCCUGCUUCUUCCCCUUCGUGGACCAGGGCCACACCUUCCGCACCUGCACCACGGAGCGGAGCCAAGGGGCCCUGCCCUGGUGCUCCACCACAGCUAACUACGACGCAGACCAGCGCUGGAGCUACUGUCCUGACACAAUGCUUGGCGGGAACUCGGAGGGCCCCUGCACAUUCCCGUUCAGCUACAAAGGCAGGGAGUACACGGCUUGCACCACGGAUGACAGCAAGCGGCCCUGGUGUGCCACCACGAGCAACUACGAAGCGGACCAUAAAUGGAGGUACUGCGGCACGGCAGCGGCAGGGGGAAAUUCAGACAGCUCCCCUUGCGUUUUCCCUUUCAUCUAUAAGGACAAGACCUACCACAGCUGUACAGCCGUCAAUGACAAGAUGGGAAGGCCCUGGUGUGCUACCACUCCCAACUAUGACAAAGACCAUCUCUGGCGCUUCUGCUUGAGCAAGGCCUAUGGGGGGAACUCGAAUGGCCAGCGCUGCAUGUUUCCUUUCGUCUACAAAAACCAGCUAUUUCACAGCUGCACCAACGCCGGAGACAAGAUGGGAAAUUUCUGGUGUGCCACAACCCACAACUACGACCAGGAUAAGCUGUGGAGCUACUGCCCCGAUAUCAUCCUGGGUGGGAACGCGGCAGGAAAGAGCUGUGCAUUCCCCUUCCUCUACAACAAACAAAUGCACCACACCUGCACCAGUGACGGGGCAAGCUCGGGGAAACUGUGGUGCAGCACCACCAGGAAUUACGACGUGGACAAGAAGUGGACUUACUGCUCCACGCCAGACUAUGACAAGCCCUGUGUCUUUCCCUUCAUCUACAAGAAGUUUAAAUUCGACACCUGCACCAACCUGGGGGGGUCUAGCGGGAAGUUCUGGUGUUCCAAAACAGACAACUAUGACCGGGACCAUCAGUGGAGCUACUGUCCUGCCUGAGACAGGUGACCGCCCCAGUGCCGGGAGGAGACAGAAUGAUGAAAUUCGAAAUUAAAUGAAAGGAAUGAUCCCCGCUCUGGACACCUCUGCCCUCCCAACAAAGAUCGCUUCUGAUCAACAGAUGCCGGUGGCAUGAUCAGCCUUGAAUCCAAAUCCAAAUGUGCUCAUUUCUCUAGUUGAUUUUAGUAAAUUCAAAUAAAGCACCUUUUGAAA
This is a messenger RNA of Chelonia mydas (Green sea turtle), 1445 nucleotides long. Its product is annotated as epididymal sperm-binding protein 1. Bases 12 to 1232 code for a protein of 406 amino acids. The transcript has 9 exons. Gene Ontology annotation, cellular component: cell surface. NCBI's taxonomy places the organism in Eukaryota, Metazoa, Chordata, Testudines, Cheloniidae. The record is from RefSeq and is a predicted model, not a curated record. Gene Ontology annotation, molecular function: heparin binding.